This is a messenger RNA of Candidula unifasciata, 3246 nucleotides long. NCBI's taxonomy places the organism in Eukaryota, Metazoa, Mollusca, Gastropoda, Stylommatophora, Geomitridae. The record is from the annotation of a GenBank genome assembly.
CUUAAAUUCUCAAUGGUACCAUACAGGGAAACUGGCACAUAUAUUCUAUCAGGUAUAGAAGAAAUUCAGCAACUGUUGGAUGAUCAUAUUGUCAAAGUGCAGACAAUGAAAGGGUCUCCAUUCAUUCAACCAUUCGAGGUUCAAAUAGAGAAAUUUGAACGCCAGCUGGUAUCAUUACAAGAUAUUAUGGACUCGUGGCUAAAAGUACAAGCCACUUGGCUGUAUCUGGAACCUAUAUUCAGCUCACCUGAUAUUAUGAUGCAGAUGCCAGAAGAAGGUCGCAGGUUUAAAAAUGUCGACAAGAUGUGGAGGGAUGUGAUGAACGUUGCUGUUGAGGAUCCUUCUGUUAUGCAGGUUAUUGAGAUUGAAAAUCUGCUCGCCAAAAUGCAAAAGAGCAAUGGGCUUUUAGACUUAAUUUUGAAGGGUCUCAAUGAAUAUUUGGAAAAAAAGAGACUUUACUUUCCACGAUUUUUUUUCUUAUCAAAUGAUGAGCUUCUGGAAAUUCUCUCAGAAACAAAAGAUCCAACUAGAGUACAACCACAUUUGAAAAAAUGCUUUGAGGGCAUAGCAAAGCUGACUUUCACAGAGCCUGACAGGGACAUCACUCACAUAAAGUCCAGUGAAGGUGAAGAAGUCAAACUAAAGGAGAAAAUUUCUACUGCUCGAGCGAAAGGUCAAGUAGAAAAAUGGCUACUGGAGUUGGAAACAGACAUGAUUAUGUCUGUUCGUGCAGUUAUGCUGGAAGCCAUAGAGGCCUACACUAAAGAACAAAGAGUGGACUGGGUACGUGCUUGGCCUGGUCAGGCAGUCUUGGGUGUGGGGCAGAUGUAUUGGACCACGUUUGUCACAGACUCAAUUGUUAGAGGUCCCACAGCGUUGGCACAUUACCUAGAGCUAAACAACAUACAGAUUGAUGAGAUUGUUGGUCUUGUGCGAGGAAAACUGUCCAAACAAAACAGAGUAACACUUCAGGCACUUAUUGUACUAGAUGUACAUGCCCGAGAUGUGCUUGCCCAGAUAGUUGAAGAUGGGGUGCAAAACCCAUUGGAUUUCAAAUGGUUGAGCCAGUUGCGUUAUUACUGGGAGGAUGAUAAUAUGUUAACACGCAUGAUAAACUCUCAGUUGAAAUAUGGAUAUGAGUACCUUGGUAACAGUGGUCGCCUUGUAGUAACACCACUUACUGACAGAUGUUACAGAACAUUAUUCGGGGCUCUCCACUUGCAUCUUGGUGGUGCCCCAGAAGGUCCUGCCGGAACCGGUAAAACAGAAACAACAAAAGAUCUUGCAAAAGCUGUUGCUAAACAGUGCGUUGUAUUUAACUGUUCAGAUGGUCUUGACUAUAUUGCUCUUGGAAAAUUUUUUAAGGGUUUGGCUUCAUGUGGUGCCUGGUCUUGUUUCGAUGAGUUUAACAGAAUUGACUUAGAAGUGUUGUCUGUUGUUGCCCAACAAAUUCUUACUAUACAAAGAGGAAUCAACUCUGGUUCAGAUACACUUCUUUUCGAAGGGACAGAACUGAAACUAGACCCAACUUGCUCUGUCUUUAUUACUAUGAAUCCUGGGUAUGCAGGCCGGUCUGAACUGCCUGAUAAUCUAAAGGCUUUAUUCAGAACAGUGGCUAUGAUGGUGCCAGAUUAUGCACUCAUUUCAGAAAUUUCAUUAUAUUCUUGUGGAUUUGUGAUUGCACGACCAUUGUCUGUGAAAAUAGUUGCAACAUAUCGAUUGUGUUCUGAACAACUGUCAUCACAAAGCCACUAUGACUAUGGAAUGAGAGCAGUAAAGUCUGUGCUUACUGCUGCUGGAAAUUUAAAGCUGAGGUAUCCAGAAGAGGAUGAAAAUAUAUUGAUGCUGAGAUCAAUCAUUGAUGUCAAUUUGCCAAAAUUUCUUAGCCAAGAUCUGCCUUUAUUUGCUGGUAUAACAUCUGAUCUGUUUCCGGGAGUGAAACUGCCUGAACCAGAUUAUAUUGUUCUCAAUGAAAAUGUAAAAGCUGCCUGCUCAGAAUUCAAUUACCAGUGUACGCCAUUUUUCCUAACCAAAAUUCAAGAGAUCUAUGAAAUGAUGAUUGUUCGUCAUGGAUUUAUGAUUGUGGGUGAUCCUAUUGGUGGAAAAACGUCAGCAUACAGAUCUUUAGCAAAUGCCCUUGGAAGAAUUAAAGAACAGGAUCUGAUGGAAGAAAAUCGAGUAGAAAUUGUUAUAAUUAAUCCCAAAGCUAUAACAAUGGGCCAGCUAUAUGGACGAUUUGACCCUGUGUCUCAUGAAUGGUCAGAUGGUGUUUUAGCAGUAUACUACAGAAAUUUCGCUGUUUCUAAUACUCCAGAUCGCAAGUGGCUAAUAUUUGAUGGCCCUGUUGAUGCAGUCUGGAUUGAAAAUAUGAAUACCGUGCUUGAUGACAAUAAAAAGCUCUGCUUGAUGAGUGGAGAAAUCAUUCAACUACUACCCACUACAAAUCUCAUCUUUGAAGCAAUGGAUCUUGAAGCUGCCUCGCCUGCAACAGUAUCCAGAUGUGGAAUGAUUUAUAUGGAACCAUCUACACUAGGCUGGAGACCAUUGGUCAAGUCAUGGCUUCAUUCAAAGCCACCAUUCUUUCUUGAGAGCAUGAGGACUAUAGUCAACAAUUUGUUUGAACGUUUUGUCGAUGCAGGCCUGUGUUUACUACACAAAGCUGGAGUCAAAUGCAUUUUCUUUUUCUCAUUUACGUGGUCAAUUGGUGGCACGUGUGAUGAAGCAGGUAGACUGCGCUUUGACAAAUUAGUCAGAGAGCUCAUAGAAGGUCCAAUGACAGCAUCUACAAGAGGAGCUCUUGCUUUUGUGACAUCAGUUCAUGCACCAGAUCCUCCUUACAGUUUGCCAUAUCCAAUAGAAGGCACAAUCUAUGAUUACCAGUUUGUAAAAGAGAUUUGUGGUAGGUGGGCACCCUGGUCUGAUGAGCUAGCAGCAGCGCCACCAAUUCCAGAUGAUGCAGCAUUUAAUACAAUCAUCGUGCCAACAAUUGACACAGUGCGUUACCUUGCCCUCAUGGAAAUGCUGACUGUGCAUGACACUCAUUAUUUGUUUGUGGGACCAACUGGCACUGGCAAAAGUGUUUAUUUAACUGAUUUUUUGCUGAACAAACUGGAUAAAAAUAUCUACAAACAAAACAUCUUGAAUUUUUCUGCACAAACUAGUUCUACUCAGACUCAAAAUAUGAUCAUGUCAAAGCUGGAUAAACGACGUAAAGGAGUGUAUGGUCCACCUCCUGGGAAGAAAGCU